This is a messenger RNA of Cuscuta epithymum, 1287 nucleotides long. Lineage: Eukaryota; Viridiplantae; Streptophyta; Magnoliopsida; Solanales; Convolvulaceae. The record is from the annotation of a GenBank genome assembly.
GGGGAGCUAGAGUAAUUAGGGUUGAAAAUCGAGUACACUUUCCUCCCUUCCCUUUAUUGCGGAGCCCUUCUCAAUUAUCACCGUCUCUCAUUUGGGACCGAGACGGCACAUGUUCUUGAGCUUUUCUUCCCCAGCUACUCACUUGAUUCGGUUCAUGUCUUCAAAACCUCAGCGCGUUCGUCCCCUUGCAGAAACUUCCUGGCAAAGCGCACUGAAGAAGGAAAGGACUAUGGCAACCUCCAUCGCUACAGACACUCACAUGAAGGAUGCAUUCGCCAAGUACACUGAUUACCUCAAUGGCCUCAACGACAAACGGGAAAGGGUGGUAAAAGCAAGCCGUGAUAUAACUAUGAAUAGCAAAAAGGUCAUAUUUCAAGUUCACAGAAUGAGUCAAAACAAUAAAGAUGAAGUUUUGGGAAAAGCAGAAAAAGAUAUUGGUGCUGUGACUGCACAAUAUGUGUCACGUCUUGUAAGGGAGCUACAGGGUUCUGAUUUCUGGAAGCUGAGACGUGCUUAUUCUCCAGGGGUUCAAGAAUACGUUGAAGCUGUCACACUUUAUCAUUUCUGCAAGACUGGGACCCUUAUUAACCUCGAUGAGCUUAAUGCUAACUUGAUCCCAUUGAGUGAUCCUUCCACUCAGCCGCUGCAGAUUAAUAUACUGGACUAUAUUUUGGGGCUAGCAGACUUGACAGGAGAGCUCAUGAGGUUAGCAAUUGGGCGUGUUUCAGAUGGUGAACUUGAGUUUGCUCAUAAGAUUUGCAGCUUUGUGCGCGAAAUCCAUCGGGAGCUUACACUUGUUGCCCCACUUAUGGAAGACCAUUCCGACAUGAAAAUUAAAAUGGAUACAAUGCUCCAAAGUGUUAUGAAGAUUGAAAAUGCUUGUUAUGGCGUCCAUGUGAGAGGAUCUGAGUUUGUACCCCUUGAAUCGGACGGCUCAAGUUACCCAUUACCACUUGGCGUGUCUGACAUUAACUGAUGAAACUAACUCCAAAUUCCCAAUAGAUGAAUCUCGAUUGUCUUUUUCUCACUGUUUUGUUUCCAUUUUCAUUUCAUUAAUGACUAUUGGACUAGAAGUUAUCCCAAUCUGUUGGCCUACUGGUAAUGAAACCUAUUACGUGUUUGUAUUUGGGCCUGUUUUAAAUGUAAAGUUGAUUUGUAGCCCAGUGUUGCCCACUCAUUAAUUUAGUCUCUAACUGGAAUUACAAAUGUACAGAGUAUUAUUUUUCAUACUCGUAUCUUUUAUCUUUUUUUUAGAUGAACUCCUCUAUUUUUAAGAUUUUAUUGUGC